AUGACAAGCAACACACAGAAAUUCGAUGAGAACAGAAGUAAACGUAAAAAAGAGAUGGAGAGUGAAGCUUCAGAAAAUCCACAAUUGUCCUCCCUUGAAAAAUCAGAUCUGAUUUUUUCUGAGGGCUCACAGUUGCUUUACAAACCUGAACAUCUGGAGAAGGUUUUAAAUGAGAUGAGCAAAGAAAUUAAGAACUUGCUAUCAAAAUAUGCCCACAUUUUAAGUGACAGAGCAGCGAUGGAUGCUUCUUAUGUCCAGGAGCUUGAUGGAAUCUUGAAAGAAGCGAAAACCAUAGAAAACCACUUAAAACAGAAAAGGGAGAAUUUGAAGCAGAAAUUCACAGUGAUCGCAAAUACUCUGCAAAGCUAA
Messenger RNA from Rhea pennata, 369 nucleotides. RefSeq names its product testis expressed 12 (gene TEX12). Bases 1 to 369 code for a protein of 122 amino acids. The record is from RefSeq and is a predicted model, not a curated record. The transcript has 4 exons. Lineage: Eukaryota; Metazoa; Chordata; Aves; Rheiformes; Rheidae.